AUGGGCGCAAUCCCCGAGGAGCGCCCCGCCAGCCCGCCCGCGCCUGCCACGGCGGCGGCGGCGGCGGCGACUCCGGGCAAGGCGGCCGGCGAGUGCUGGCGCGCGCGUCUGCUGAACUCGAGCGACCCAAUGGUGUCACCGGGCCGCAUCACCCUCGCGUCAAAGAUCAAGUCGGCGCGGCUGGCGGGCUCCCACAGGCUUGGGGGCGCCAACGGCGCGGGGCGGGGCGCGCAGCAGCAGCUCGAGUUCGGGGCCGAGGGUGCCACCCACAACUGA
Messenger RNA from Monoraphidium neglectum, 276 nucleotides. RefSeq lists its product as hypothetical. Lineage: Eukaryota; Viridiplantae; Chlorophyta; Chlorophyceae; Sphaeropleales; Selenastraceae. The coding region runs from base 1 to 276 and encodes 91 amino acids. The record is from RefSeq and is a predicted model, not a curated record. The transcript has 2 exons.